AUGGACGAGCUCCCAACUGUGCUUAAGCUUCAUGUGCUACAAUUUCUGGAUCAUAGUGCACUACAUGCAGCUGAGCAAACUUCACACGCUUUACUAAUUCUAUCACGUAAACAUGAAUUGUGGAAACGUCUAGCGGACGCGACUGUGGUCUACAGCGAUCUACUGAGUGAUGCUAAUGUAUGGAAACAACUAGUGUGUUUGGCACAAUGCACUGCUACCGAUAACACGCACUUGAUAGGCGGAGUGAAAGCAUUCUCUUCUGCUGAUCGGCCGAGUGAAUCGCCACUGAACACACUUACGUCUUCACAUUGUUGGAUGGAAUUGUAUGAAUUACAACUACGAAAUUUAGAGGAGGAAACAGAGUUGGCGCGAUUGGGUGAACGUAUUCAGCAUCGUUGUGGUUGUUCAUCAUCCGAAUCGUGCUAUUGGAGCAGUUCAGCUUCAACAAACGAGAAUGCAAUUGAAUAUAUCGACUAUGCUUUAAAUGGACCAUGUGUGAUUAAGGCAGUACAAAUUGUUCCUUAUCGCGUCUUCUGGCACCCGGAUAGUCCUACUUACGCACCUAAACGAGUUCAGUUUGAGUUCUACGAUGUCACUGAGAUACCACAACAAGAAGCAUUGAGGUGGAGAGAUCAUUCGUUAGACAUGUCUGCAUCAGUGAUCAAACCUUUUUACUCAACGCACGAGUAUGAAGUACAAAACGAAAUGACGUUACAAGAAUUUGUACUACCAAGAAACGUAGCAACUAGUCGACACACCGUCAUGCGCGUGACACUUGUUGGACGGCACCAAGCGCAGACAUUUGUACUUGUUAAUGAUGACGAGGACACGCAGCCUAUUUACUACUGUUGUUUAAGUUAUGUGAAUGUACGUGGAGUACCAUGGAAACCCGUCCAAGCAAAUAAAAAAGCAUGUACAGCAAUGACUCACCCAUACUCCAUCAGUCCAAACCUCCAGAUGGUGGCAUUUACUGGGUUAGCAGUUUAUAUGACUGCUUGUUACAAAGGAUGUAUUGGUAGAACGUAA
This is a messenger RNA of Plasmopara halstedii, 1026 nucleotides long. Its product is annotated as F-box domain. Gene Ontology annotation, molecular function: protein binding. The record is from RefSeq and is a predicted model, not a curated record. The coding region runs from base 1 to 1026 and encodes 341 amino acids. The transcript is spliced from 2 exons. Lineage: Eukaryota; Oomycota; Peronosporomycetes; Peronosporales; Peronosporaceae.